Messenger RNA from Tribolium castaneum (red flour beetle), 2790 nucleotides. RefSeq names its product connectin. Gene Ontology annotation, cellular component: plasma membrane. Lineage: Eukaryota; Metazoa; Arthropoda; Insecta; Coleoptera; Tenebrionidae. The transcript is spliced from 5 exons. The coding region runs from base 244 to 1776 and encodes 510 amino acids. The record is from RefSeq and is a predicted model, not a curated record. Gene Ontology annotation, molecular function: protein binding.
GAGUAUUAGGGAUGAUGGGCCCUCGACGCGUGCGGUCCUCGUCCAUAAUCAGGAGGGUUGAGUUCGGCCCCAAACGGAAUUCCAAGUGCGAGCUCCGCGCAGUCCGCUCGAAAGCGUCGCCGUGACAGGAUUACAGUUGCAUUUCAGGAAAGCGCGCGUGAACUUUCGCGUAUUUUCAGUGAUUCGAAUUGGUGGUGUGGCAGUUUCGUUGAUGUGCUGGGGGCCGGUCAAGGUGUCGUCACCAUGAGAUGUUCCCAACGUCUGAUAUUAUUGCUAAUUGCGACGUCAGUGUGCAUGGGUGCGACGUCGACCAGUUGGAAAAAAAAGGAGCGGAAGAGGGAAAAGGUGAAGUCUCAAAGAGAUGCAAAUCUUUGCACAAUGGAAGGAAACGCGGCCGCUUUGCAUUGCGUUUGUGUGGGAGGGUCGCCCCCUGUCAACACGACGAGCGCCGAGUGCUGGGUGUUCACCGGAGUCUCCAAAGAUCACAGCAUAUGGUCCCUGUUUGCGACUCAGCCGCACAUCACCCAGCUGAAGUUCCUCGUCAGGCCGCAAGGACAAUUCACCUUCGUACCCACCAAAGGAUUGCGGCACUUGAACCACCUCAAAGAGCUGGAGAUAAUGUACGCCAGCAUAAACGAGAUUCACCCGUACGCCUUUGCGAAUAGUUCGUCUUUGCGGGAAUUAACGCUGUCGAGGAACCAGAUCGUGGUGCUUGAUCACCACGCCUUUGCGCAUCUUACCAACUUGACGGAGCUGUCCUUGGAAGAGAACAGGAUAGCGGAGCUACGUAGAGACGUGUUUGUCGAUUUGCCACGCUUGCGGAAGCUUUACGCGGCUCACAACAAUUUGAGUGUGAUACAAGAAGGGGCAUUUAGACAUCUCGCUCAUCUCUUGGAGCUGGAGCUGGACACGAACUAUAUAAGCGUGCUGACCAGAGACACGUUUACAGGACUCGGCGAGCUGAAAAGGCUUGAUCUCAGCUAUAACAAAAUCAGCAUGCUCGGAGAUCUCACUUUCUCGGAGUUGUGGGUUCUGGAGGAGCUCAGUUUGGAAUACAACCAGAUUGAGUUGAUUUCAAAUCGCGCAUUCGCUGGCCUAAAUCAUCUGCGAAAACUCAGCCUGAGCCAUAAUCGUUUGGCUGUUCUGUCAGGGGGACUUUUAGGAGGCGUUCCCACCAUAAUCUAUCUAGAUCUACGAUCCAACUAUCUCGAGACGAUUACAUACGACAGCGUACAGCCCAUCAUUCAUAAUCUGAAAAAUGAGAGCAGCCACUUUUACAUCGCAGAUAACAAAUUCGUCUGUGACUGUCGUCUGGCCUGGCUGCACAAUUUACGUAACGAAACGAAAAAUCCGUCGAUCCGAAACACCCUGGACGAGAUCACAUGUUAUAUGGAAUCUCCGGGUCAAAGUUUAGCCCGGGGCACAGUGCCCUCGCCGACCACCGCUCCCAGAACAGUCGAUAACCAAUUUCCUGAAAACGCUGAAGACUACAAAUACGACUACGAGACCGUCGAAUACGACAACGACAUCUACGAUCAGCAGCAGGACAGCUCCUUGAAUUACGUGACGGCAUCCGGUCCCAAGGACCCCAGGAAGCGGCAUCUAUUCGAGAUUCCGCUGCAGGAAUUGCCCUGCCCGCAGCAGGAGCAUCCGACCGAGGCGCCCAGGACCCUUCUGCACACCCCGGGAUACGCAGGGAUCAACGCCAGCGGCGCCCCCAGGCUCCUGGGCGCCCUCGGCUUAGUGCUAAGCGCCAUGUUCUUGAACAUGACGUAAAAUCGGCAAGGACUGGUCGAGUGUGGCUGUGUACAGGAAUCAUUGUGUGGGAGUUUGAUCGAGUACAACGCGCAAAAGGACGGUUUUAGGUCAGAUUGUGCCCAUUGUUCUAAAGACUGUUAGUCCUACUCUACACAACCAUUUUACAACCCUCCGAUCACCAUCACGUCGCAUAUCGUAACUGUAGCUCAAUUCCCGGUGUACAUGGAACGCAUUUUUUUAAAUCAAACUCAAAGUCGGUCAAUUUCGGUUGUUCCUAAGUGGUACCUAACGUCCAAUUUUUUAACACUUCUUGCAGAUUUCAAUUACAGUAACGUUCCAUUAUUAAUGUAAAUAUUAAGUGUAAUAACAUGGCUGUUUAAUAUCACGAUUUUUGAAAUAGUUUCUGGAUGUACUCACACAGAAGUUUAUAAGUUAGCUUAGACUAACGAACCUAAACCUAGAAAAUAUUUUGUAAAUUAUUGAGAAAAGCCUAGUCUUUAAGUGUAUUUUUAAAUAUGUCGAUUCGCACUGAUGUAACUAAUGCCAUUAAUUAAUAAGCAACUAUUUUGAAAUAUUAAGGUUAAAAUGUGUAAUUAUAAUGUAAAAUCUAAUGUUAAUUCGUUGUAAUUUGUAAUGUAGCAGUCAAUGAAGCUAAGAAUAUUUCACAUCUAGGACGCCUAAAGAACGAAUUGUGUUAAAAAAAAAAUUUUUUUGCUCCCUCGUUAACGAAAGUCAACGCUCAAAACAGUUCCAUCAUCCAAUUAAUAAAAAAAUUCUUAAUUUAAAAAAGUUGGAGUGAGAUUCUGUACGAGUUGUGAAUAUAUUUCGGAAUAUUUUUGUGGCUUUCGGUCUUGGUUUUGUUGAGCCAAACGUCCUGUUCUGCACACAACAUGUAUUUUGAGAUUUGUACGUAUGUGUUAAACUGUGUAUUUCGCUUAUUCUAAAAUCUAUACUCAUAAGAUGUCUAUUCCCUUAUAAUUUUUGUAAAUAUCUUUCAUGUGAUUUUCAUUGAAAAUAAAAUUCUAAAUCGAG